Messenger RNA from Hydractinia symbiolongicarpus, 1689 nucleotides. Its product is annotated as solute carrier family 22 member 7-like. NCBI's taxonomy places the organism in Eukaryota, Metazoa, Cnidaria, Hydrozoa, Anthoathecata, Hydractiniidae. Bases 223 to 1470 code for a protein of 415 amino acids. The transcript is spliced from 7 exons. Gene Ontology annotation, biological process: transmembrane transport. Gene Ontology annotation, cellular component: membrane. The record is from RefSeq and is a predicted model, not a curated record. Gene Ontology annotation, molecular function: transmembrane transporter activity.
UGGUGAUUCUUAUCUGUAAUGAAUGAUGAAUUCAUUGUCAAUAAGUCUUAUCGUCAAAGGCUUGCAAGAUAGUCUUCCACACGAGUACAUCUGACAUAAUUAGGUUUUCACUUGCGGUAUAUAUGCAUAUGUUCAACGAAAUAUUUGCCAUGCAAAAGUCAUAUUAUUUGGUUAACUAGAGGUUUGGAACGUUUGUGAUUGAGUUACAAAAGUUCAUCAAUUAUGGAAAGGGAAGGUGUAGUUAAUGGAGAACAAGACAAAGCUAUGUUGAAUGAGCAAGACAAAGAGUUUUUGAAUGAGCAAGAGAAAGAAGAAUUUUUGAACAAACAAGACAAAAAAGAAUUAGAUAUAAAAAACCAGCCACAAUCGCACGAAGUAACACUGGACAAUAUAUUACUGAAGCUGGGUCGGCCUGGUUUCUAUCAUCUGAUUAACACAUCUGUCCUCAUGUGGAUAUUGUUUUUUGUUAGUAGCCAUUAUGUUGUUGUAUCAUCAUCUAUUGGGAUCACUCCAAGAAAUUUUCGAUGUGAAGCUUCACACAAGAAUCACACAGAGUUGGCAAUCACACUAAACACAAGUGUAGAGAACAUUAAUUUUGAAAAGUGUCACGUGACUGUAAAAGGUAACGUGAGCAAAAAACUCACAUGUGAUAGCUGGACAUACAUGUUUACUCAAGAAGAAGGUGAAAUUGACUCUAUUGUAACUAAGUGGGACUUGGUGUGCGACAAAAAGUUUCUUCCGCAACUGUCGACGUCGUUAUUUUUUGUCGGCGUCAUGCUUGGUACUUCCACGUUAAUCCAUCUACCAGAUAAAUAUGGGCGUCGGCCGACUUUGUUGUUGUUUUUAUUGCUCUCCAUCGUUGUGUCUGUUGCUACAGUAUUUUCAGAGAAUCUGGUCCUGUUUUUAUUGCUUCGCUUUAUACUCGGAGUCAUAAUUUGUGUUGUCCACGGAACGAUUAACAUAUGUACCAUUGAACUGUUUCCGUCAAAGCACAAUAAUGUGGUCGGCAUAGUUCUUCUUAGCUCAUUCAUCAUUGAAGUCUUGUUCGGAAACAUAAUAGCGUGGCUGAUGAAGAGUUGGUGGAAAACCCAACUCAUUUUCGCAGUACCCACAUUCAUUCCGUUGAUAGUAGCUUAUUUUUUUUUGCCAGAAUCGUUGCGCUGGCUGAUCAUUCACGACAGACAAGAAGACGUCAAACGACACCUUCACAAAGCGGCUCGUAUUAACGGCGUUACACUCGGAAAUUUACCGACAAUACGGACGAACUAUUCAUCGUCGUCGGAGAGUGACGCAGUCAAGAAACGCAUUUCAUUUCGAAAGAUUCUUUUGUACAAAGAAAUGAGGAAACGGUUAUUUGCAUGUUUAUUUUUAUGGGCUGGUUUAUCACUAUCGUUUUAUACUCUUGCUUUAAAUGUGAAAAACUUAUCAAAAAAACCCAUACUUUUCUCUUGUGAUUUCCUCAUUGGCUGAUACUGCUCCCAUAGCAACGACAAUACUAUUUAUAGGAAGGUUAGUGCGGGGAUUGAAAUUACUGUAUUAAUUAAGCGAGGCAUCCGUACACGGAGCUUAAUAUUUGUUGCCUUGCUUUACCAAUUUUUAAAUAUAUUUCAGAUUGGGUAAGAAACGACUUUUGUUUGUGUAUUUAUUGAUUGGAGGUGCUUUCUCGAUUGCUUACAAAUUUUACAACCA